GAGUUGUCCCCCGGCCGCCGCUCGGAGGGGCCCGGCCAGCUCGGCUGGGCGCCGGGAGGGAGCGCGCCCCGGGUCACGCCAGCGCCCGCGAGCCGAGCGGCCGGGACGCGCGCCAUGGACCCGAAGACGGGCGGCGGCGACGAGGAGGAGGAGGAGGAGGACUGCGUGGACUCGGGCGCCGAGACCGGAGGGUCUGACUACAGCCACCUGUCCUCCACCAGCAGUGAGCUCUCCGUGGAGGAGGCGCAGGACCCGUUCCUGGUCAGCGUGCACAUCAUCACGGACCCCGGGGAGGCUCGGCCCCUGCAGGAGGCCAUCGACCAGGUGCUGGCGUGGGUGCACCCGGGGCUGCCGCUGUUCCGCGUGUCGGAGCGGGGCGCGAGCCGGCGGCGGCGCAGGGCGGCCCGGGGGGGCGCGCAGCCUGCGCUGGCCGUGGUGCUGUUCCUGCAGGAGGAGCGCGGAGAGGAGCAGAUCCUGCGGCUGCACCGCGCGCUGCGCCGGCCGCCCUGGCGCCUGCACCACACGGAGCGCGUGCAGGGCCGGCUGCUGCCCUACCUGCCCGGCAGCCAGGACUUCUUCGCGCUGGCGCCCGGGGCGCCUCUGUGGGCCGUGCGCCCGGUGCACUACGGCCGCGAGAUCGUGCGCUUCACCGUGUACUGCAGCCACGGCCGCUACGCCGACAGCCUGCGCUUCUAUCAGCUGCUGCUGCGGCGCCGCCCCAGCCAGCGCAAGGCCGACUUCUGCAUCUUCCCGGUCUUCUCCGGCCUGGACGUGGACAUCCAGUUCUCCCUGAAGAGGCUGCCCUGCGGCCAGAGCCCGGUCCCCGCCGACUCCUCGGUGCUGGAGUUCCGCGUGAAGGACAUCGGCGAGCUGGUGCCCCUCCUGCCCAACCCCUGCAGCCCCAUCAGCGAGGGGCGCUGGCAGACGGAGGACCACGACGGCAACAAGGUCCUUCUGCAGGCACAGAGGGUGCACAAGAAGGUCCCCAGGCCUGGCCGAGCGCACCACUGCUCCGGGAAGAGACCUCAUUCCAUCCCUUCGCCAUGUGCUACCGCAGCAAGCCCUAUGCCUGGCAGCAGCCACCAGCCCUCCCUCAACAAUCCACACCUGGGGUCCAGCUGGACAGGGCUGCCUCCUGGGCACCAGCAGGGACUUGCUGAACAAGCCAACAGUAUCCCCAGCCCUCCCUGGUGUUUCCAGAGAAGCAAGUCCUUGUUUUGUUUGCCUACAGAAGGCCCCUCCCCGGCCUCCUUAGAGGAACCACAUUGGUUUUCAAACACAGGCACUCGAGGGCACAGGGCAUCGGAGCAGAGGCACGGCCAUCUCCUCUCCAUUGAUGACCUAGAGGGGGCCCAGGAGACAGAUGUGGACACUGGCCUGCGGCUGUCCUCCUCAGACCUGUCUGUGGUGUCUGCAUACUCCGCUCCCAGCAGGUUCUGCAGCAUGGCAGAAACACCUCUGCCCUCCGAGGGAUGCAGCAGCCGUUGGUCAACACACAAGGAUUCUAGAGAAGGACCACUGCCCACUGUCAGUAGGGGGGCCACAGCGGCCCUCUGGGCUUCCCUCCCUUUCUUUACCAAAGGGUCUUCCUGCUCCUCAGUGACAGCUGGUACUUCUCCCCUGUCUCCCAGUGCCUCGCCCUGCACAGACUCCUCCCCACUACUCCCUUCUGACUCUCCCAGAGCAGGGCAGACUGGCAGAGAUGGGCCACCACCCCCAGGGCCUCCCGGUCCUGCAGAUAAUGACAUGGAAGAAUUCUACAUCUGAUCACCCUGUCUGUUGUUCUUCAACUCACAAACUCACGCUGGACAUACCAGUGUUCUUAGUUACAAGGAUCACUAAGACAGGUGCCCACCACCACCCCUCCUCGGCUGAGAGGUGAUAGAUUUCUAGGGACUCCGUGGGAAAAAACUCAUUUUUAUGCAAAUAAAUUCUCAACAAAUUUAAGUUGUAAGAUACAUUUUUUGAAUAGUCAGCAUUUGAGAUAGGGUCUGGUGGGCUUAUGCAAUUUAAAUGCUUCCUAUCAUUUUUUAAAUGAAAAGAAAACCUAGUCAGCUGGAGCCUGUUCAGCAAUUUUUCAUGGUGUGAAGGAAAAAAAAAAUUAAGUCCGAAAUGUUGAAUGUGGGAGAGACCCGGUGACACGUGGGAGAGGUUGGUGCUUGGUGCCAGGCAGCAUGCCUUCCUGAGUUCUUCGGUUCUUUAUCUGUAUUUCACUGUCAGGGAAUGGUGGCCCUGAGAAGUUUUAAGCUCUACUUAAGUGGAAAAAACACCUUGAUAAAACAGCUGAAACACACAGAAGACUACUGGUAGUUCUUCCCUGAAAAGCCAUGCAAUAUCUGAAAACUCUGGAUUUACACAAAAGUGGCUGAUGUGCUCUUAAAAAAUUAGCAUGAGUAGGGUGGCACCUGUGGCUCAGUGGGUAGGGCGCCAACCCCAUAUGCCGAGCAUGGCGGGUUCAAACCUAGCCCCAGCCAAACUGCAAGAAAAAAAUAGCCAGGCGUUGUGGCGGGCGCCUGUAGUCCCA
Messenger RNA from Nycticebus coucang (slow loris), 2524 nucleotides. It is a transcript of the gene FAM124A, whose product is annotated as family with sequence similarity 124 member A. The transcript is spliced from 4 exons. The record is from RefSeq and is a predicted model, not a curated record. Lineage: Eukaryota; Metazoa; Chordata; Mammalia; Primates; Lorisidae. Bases 115 to 1767 code for a protein of 550 amino acids.